Funneliformis geosporum is the source of this 730-nucleotide messenger RNA. The record is from the annotation of a GenBank genome assembly. Lineage: Eukaryota; Fungi; Glomeromycota; Glomeromycetes; Glomerales; Glomeraceae.
GUAUACAUGAACACAUUUUAUGGUACGGCUGGAGAUAGCAAGUCUCCUUUCUUCCUACGUGAACUUGCUAGGGGUGUCACAUUGGCCGGACAGAGAAAUAUCAAACUUGUUGCAGAUUUCGUUAAAAAUAAGGGAUUUGGGAUAAAAUAUGGUAAUACUGAUUCCUUAUAUCUCGUCUGUCCAAAAGAAUGUUUCCAGGAAUGUGAUGAGGCAUAUGACAAUGGUAAUGGGAUCUCGAAAAAAGAAUAUUGGUCUAGAAUGAUACAAAUCUCUAUGGAAGAAAUUGGAAUAUUCCGCGACGAAGUUAAUACUUUUCUCAGAGAAGAUAAUGGUUCGUCUUAUCUUAAAAUGGCGUAUGAGAAAGUCUUAUUUCCGGUAGUUUUUACUGGAAAGAAAAAAUACUAUGGUAUUUCACAUGAAAGCAAGCCAAACUUUAAUAAAGAGCUUUUCAUCCAGGGAGUUGAGAUUGUGGAUAAUUCACGUACCUUACAUCAAAUCAUAAAAGAUGUUCUUAGGGAAACUGUAAAAGAUAUUUCUCGAACAGAUCUUAAUGAAAUAAUUAAAACUGCAGUGUGGAAGCCUGAUAAAGAUAACAAGAGCCUAACACCUGAGCCUUAUCUUUAUCAAAUCCCAGAACCAGGCGAACGCUUUGAAUAUGUUGUAGUUGAGAAUAAUUCAUCGGAAAGAGUGGGAGACAAAAUGGAGUACCCAGAAGUAGCAAGACGACUUA